UGUGUGUCUGUGUGAGCGGAGCGGAGCAGGGCUGUAGGGGGAGAGACACACACACAGCCCCCACUCCCCACAUCAUCACUCUCCGGCAGGGAAUACCAGCCACUACUCCCGCAGUCCACUAACAACCGGGGAAAGGGAGAAAAGGACCUUUAAAAAACAGCGGAUUGUUAUGGAUGAUUAUCUGUAAUAUCUUCUGGAAGGAGCGAGCUUUUUUUUUUUUUACAAGUUGUCUUAAGUUAGGGUAGCUUUUAUCUGGCUAACACGGUUCAUCGCUGUGCGUUAGCUUGUCGGCUAGCUCAGAACUUUAGGGUUAGCUAGCUUAGCUAACCAUAGUUCGCAACGGUUCGCCGUUAAUGUAACUUAGUUAGCUAGCUAGUAAACUUGGGUUAACGUUAAAGUAAACGUUUUACAAACAGAUUUAUUAUGGUAAAAAAACAUGUUAACACAGUCGUUAGCUAAUCAUUUAAGUUGUCUUUAUUAUUCUAGACCUGUCUAAGUUAGCUAACGCUAGCUAGAUUCUAGUUUGUAAGCAAUACAAACACCGCUAGCGCGCUAACGUUAACGUUAGCUAGCAUACGUUAAUGUACUGCUGCUGUAGGGACAGCUAACGUUAGCUAGCGAGUUUACUAGCUAACCUAACGUAUUUACCACCAUUGCAGCUUAUGUCGCGCUGAGGAGCAGUUUUAUUUCUGAAAAAGACACUUUUUUGGUUAUGAACUAACACUGUUCAAUAAGAACAGAACCACUUUUGUGUAAAAGUGACAUUGGGUUUCUGGCCAGGCUAGGUUUGUUGAGUUUUGUUGAGUACAUUCUCGAUGGUACCUAGCUUGGUUCUUGCAGCGAACGUAGCUAACGGUAGCUAGGUUUGCUAGUUCACUUCAUCUUAAUGCCGCACGAUUUAAAUUUGGCUUAAGACUUUUUCCUUCAGACUCAGACAAACUUUAACUUAAAAAAUGUAGCUGAAAUUCUUAAUUGACCGCUACAGUGAUUCUCAAAGCAGCGAUAAGAUAGCCAGCUAGCUAAUGUAGUUUCAACGCACAAUGGUUCGCUGCUGCAGAUGAAUGGGGUCAUGAACUGUUUUCUUAUGUAGCCGAGCUAAGCUAGCUAGCUGCCUGCUGAGCCCCACCAGCGACGUGGCUCAGCGAUCACUUUUCAUGUUAUUGUUUUUUAGUUGCAGUCAUAUUCUGUCACAUUCGGGUUAAGGAAGGGCCCACCCUCCUCGUUUAAACCAUGUCGGGGGAAGUUCGUUUGAAAAAGCUAGAAAAGAUGAUGCUGGACGGCCCUGUCCAGUCUAAUGUGCAGUGUUUCAGCGUCGAAGCGCUUCUGGAUGUUCUGGUUUGCCUUUUUGACGAGUGUAACAACUCUCCACUGAGAAGAGAGAAGAACAUAGCCGAGUUCUUGGAGUGGGCUAAACCAUUUACAUCUAAAGUGAAGCAGAUGAGACUGCACAGGGAAGAUUUUGAGAUCUUGAAAGUGAUUGGCAGAGGAGCGUUUGGGGAGGUUGCAGUUGUGAAGGUGAAGAAUUCAGACAAGGUGUUUGCCAUGAAGAUUCUCAACAAAUGGGAGAUGCUGAAAAGAGCUGAGACUGCAUGUUUUCGGGAGGAGCGUGAUGUUCUGGUAAAUGGGGACAGUCAAUGGAUCACCACAUUGCACUAUGCCUUUCAGGAUGACAACUUUUUGUAUCUGGUAAUGGAUUACUAUGUGGGUGGUGAUCUCUUGACCCUGCUGAGUAAGUUUGAGGAUCGCUUACCUGAAGACAUGUCCCGUUUCUACCUGGCUGAGAUGGUUCUUGCCAUUGACUCUGUACAUCAGCUGCAUUAUGUCCACAGAGACAUCAAGCCAGACAACAUUCUAUUGGAUGUAAACGGACACAUUCGGUUGGCUGACUUUGGCUCCUGCCUUAAACUGAUGGAGGAUGGAACGACAGCUCGGCAGGAUUUCCCCCUUUCCUCCGACAAGACAAGAGUGCAGUCUUCUGUGGCAGUUGGCACUCCAGAUUAUAUCUCUCCUGAGAUCCUGCAGGCCAUGGAGGAUGGCAAGGGCAAAUAUGGCCCUGAAUGUGACUGGUGGUCCCUGGGCGUCUGCAUGUAUGAAAUGCUGUAUGGGGAAACCCCCUUCUAUGCUGAAUCCCUGGUGGAGACUUACGGCAAGAUCAUGAACCACAAGGAGCGGUUCCAGUUCCCUGUCCAAAUCACGGAAGUAUCUGAGAAUGCAAAAGACCUGAUCCGCAGACUCAUUUGCAGCAGGGAGCACAGGCUAGGUCAGAACGGUAUCCAUGACUUCAAGCAGCACCCCUUUUUCACUGGCAUUGACUGGGACAACAUCCGCAACUGCGAUGCACCAUACAUCCCUGAAGUCAGCAGCCCUUCUGACACCUCCAACUUUGAUGUUGAGGAUGAUUGUCUCAAGAGCUCGGAGACUAUGCCUCCUCCUUCUAUAACAGCCUUCUCUGGACACCAUCUCCCGUUUGUAGGCUUCACCUAUACCAGUCAGUGUAUUCUGUCCGACCGUGGGUGUCUGCGUGAAUCUACAGCUCCUGUGCCGAUGGAUGUUUGUGUGCAGCGGAGUUUAGAGGAGAGCUUGGCCACUGAGGCGUACGAGAGAAGAAUUCGCCGUCUAGAGCAGGAGAAACUGGAACUCAGCCGGAAACUACAGGAGUCCACUAAGACUGUGCAAAAUUUGCAGUACCCCAGUGCAGAAGGUUCUGGCUCAGCUAACAGGGAAUUUGAAAUUCGGGGGCUGAAGGAGGAGAUUGAGACUUUGAGGAAGCAGAUUGCAGACUCUGGCCAGUUGGAGCAGCACUUGGAGCAAGCCAGUACAGCUCACAGGGACUUUGAGGAGUCCACCAAACAUAUUCGUUCUUUAGAAAAACAGUUAAAAAGUAUAAAGCAGGAAAAAGAAGACACACAUAAGGAACUGUUACAAUCUGGAGAGAAACUAAAGGCACAGGCAAAAGAGCUUAAGGAAGCAGACAGCCAGAGGAAGCUGGCUAUGCAUGAGUUUUCUGAGAUGAGUGAGAAGAUGACAGACCUGCGGUCCCAAAAACAACGUCUCUCACGCCAGCUCCGGGAUAAAGAGGAGGAGAUGGAUGCAGUCAACCAGAAGCUGGAGGCCCUGCGUCUGGAAAUUCGCAAGGCAGAACGGGCAAGAAAAGAGAUGGAGACCCAGGCUGAGGAGCGGGCUGCUGAAGCUCAGAAAGAGAAGAAGCUGAGGGAGCGCAGUGAACAGUACAGCAGACAGCUCGAAGAAGAACUGGAAGGAGUAAAGCAGAAGCAGGUUGGUCGUUCUCCAGCAGCUGGGGCCUCCGAGCAACACCAGGAGCUGAGUAAGCUUCGUGCAGACCUGGAGAAGAAGACCUUGUUCUAUGAAGAAGAGCUGUCUCGCCGUGAUGUGCAGCACGCCAACGAGCUGAAGAAUCUUAGGAAGGAACUGCGUGAUGCUGAAGCCCAGCAGGUCUCUCUGAAGAAAGAGGUCAUGAUGCUGAAGGACAAGCUGGAUAAGACUCGCAGAGAAAGUCAAACGGAACGAGAAGAGUUUGAGACAGACUACAAGCAGAAGUAUGAGAGGGAGCGAAUCCUGCUGACUGAGGAGAACAAGAAACUCUCCAGUGAAUUAGACAACUUGACAGCCUCGUAUGAAAAGCUGAGCUGCAGUAACAAGCAGCUGGAGGAGGAAAUGAGGGAGCUGGCUGAUAAGAAAGAGAGUGUGGCCCACUGGGAGGCCCAAAUCACAGAGAUCAUCCAGUGGGUGAGUGAUGAGAAGGAUGCACGUGGCUACCUUCAGGCUCUGGCCACCAAGAUGACUGAAGAGUUGGAAGGCCUCAGGAACACUAGCCUUGGGGCACGCUCUACGGACAUGCCUUGGAAGAUGCGACGCUUGGCCAAGUUGGACAUGUCUGCCCGUCUGGAACUGCAAUCUGCACUUGAUGCGGAGAUUAGAGCUAAACAAACCAUUCAGGAUGAGCUCAACAAAGUCAAGGCGUCAAACAUGGCCACUGAGUGCAAACUCCAAGAAUCUGAAAAGAAGAACCAGAACCUGCAGGGGGAGAUUGAUGGACUUAAACGAGAUAUGGAUGAUUUGCGGACGUCUAGGGGUGUGAAGCAUCAAGAUUCCCAGAACUCUUUCCUUGCAUUCCUCAAUGCUCCAACCUCUGCCCUAGAUCAGUUUGAUCGAUCUCCUGCCUGUGGCCCAGCCAGCAAAGGCAGACGUAUUGACUCCAUCGAUAACUUCAGUCUUUCCAACACACCUUCCAGGGAUGAGGACCGAAAGUCCCAGCUGAUGUCCCGCUCUCACUCUCCUUCCAACACCAGCGACAUGGAGCCCCUUGAGGUGGUGGAUCAUCCACAGAGAGGCACACAGACUCCUACUAUGCAAUCUGGGGGAUACAGCAGCACCACACCUAAGCCUAAAGCUCACCAGUUUGUUGUAAAGUCUUUCAACACUCCCACUAAAUGUAACCAGUGCACCUCUCUGAUGGUGGGACUCAUUCGACAGGGCUGCACGUGUGAAGUCUGUAACUUCUCAUGUCACGUGACAUGUGCAGACAAAGCUCCUGCAGUGUGCCCUAUCCCCCAAGACCAAAUGAAAGGGCCCCUGGGUAUUGAUCCUCAAAAGGGUAUUGGAACGGUUUAUGAGGGCCAAGUCAGGGUACCAAAGCCCGCAGGGGUGAAGAAGGGCUGGCAGAAGGCUCAUGCUGUUGUGUGUGACUUUAAGCUUUUUCUCUACGACCUGGCAGAGGGAAAGGCAGCUCAGCCCAGUGUAGUCGUUAGCCAGGUUAUCGACAUGAGGGAUGAAGAUUUUUCAGUCAGCUCAGUAUUAGCAUCUGAUGUCAUCCAUGCCAACAGGAAGGACAUUCCCUGUAUUUUCAGGGUCACUGCGUCUCAGCUCUCUGCCUCUGGCAAUAAGAAGUGCUCCAUCCUGGUUCUGGCUGAAAGUGAUCAGGAGAAGAAUAAGUGGGUGACUGUGCUGAAUGAGCUGCAUCGUCUCCUGAAGAAGAACAAACUGAAAGAGCGCUUUGUCUAUGUGCCUAAAGAAGCUUACGACAGCACUCUGCCUCUCAUCAAAACCACCCAGUCUGCUGCUAUUAUAGAUCAUGAGAGAAUAGCCCUGGGCAAUGAAGAAGGGCUCUAUGUUAUCCACGUCACCAAAGAUGAGAUCAUUAAGGUUGGGGAUAGUAAAAAGAUCCACCACAUCGACCUAAUCCCCUCUGAGCAGUUACUGGCUGUGAUCUCUGGACGUAACCGUCACGUGCGUCUCUUUCCCAUGGCGGCCCUGGAUGACCGAGACACAGAUUUCUACAAGUUGCCCGAGACUAAGGGCUGUCAGACUCUGGUCUCCGGCACAAUACGACAUGGAGCUCUCACCUGCCUGUGUGUGGCCAUGAAGAGACAGGUCAUAUGCUAUGAGCUGAACAAGUCUAAAACACGGCACCGGAGGUUAAAAGAGCUGCAGGUUCCCGGAGUGGUGCAGUGGAUGUACCUGCAGGGAGAUAAGCUGUGUGUUGGUUACCAGGCUGGAUUCUUGCGCUAUAACCUUCAGGGGGACGGGCCUCCCGCAAACCUGCUCCAUCCAGAGGACCACACCCUGGCCUUCAUUGGGCAGCUGGGUCUGGAUGCACUGUGUGCUGUGGAAAUCUCUAGUAAAGAGCUGCUAUUGUGCUUCAGCAGUAUUGGAGUUUACGUGGACUGCCAAGGGCGGCGCUCACGCCAGCAGGAGCUAAUGUGGCCAGCUGUGCCAACUGCGUGUUGUUAUAAUGCACCUUACUUGUCGGUGUACAGUGAGACUGCUGUGGAUGUGUUUGAUGUGAACACUAUGGAAUGGAUUCAAACCAUUCCUCUGAAAAAGGUUCACCCUCUGAACACAGAUGGUUCUUUGAACCUGCUGGGGCUAGAAACAGUUCGGCUUAUCUACUUCAAAAACAAAACAGCUGAGGGAGACGAGCUGGUGGUUCCAGAGACAUCUGAUAACAGCAGGAAGCAGAUGGUGCGCAGUAUGACGAGUAAACGCCGCUUUUCCUUUAGAGUGCCAGAGGAGGAAAGGCUGCAGCAGCGGAGAGAAAUGCUUAGAGAUCCCGAGAUGAGAAAUAAGCUGAUCUCAAAUCCGACUAAUUUCAACCACGUUGUUCAUAUGGGCCCAGGAGACGGGAUCCAAAUACUUAAAGAUUUACCAAUGCCAGGGUCUCCUCUCCCUUCUCCUCACCUGCGCAUCAUCUCUACCCCCACCAGCUUUGAGCAUGUCUAUCACAUGACUGUUACCUCUGCCGACAACUUCCUCUCCCAGGAUUCCCCUCUCUCUUCCCACUCCCCAUCCCUAAAAUCUGCUCCUGGGACCCCUGCCUCCAUCUGCUCUCUGAAUCUGCGUCCUCAGGAGAGCCGCGGAGUUCUGGGUGGCUCCGUCAGCAUCCCCUCCAUCAGCAAGGCCAGACCUGAGCCCGGACGCUCCAUGAGUGCCAGCAGUGGCCUCGGCACACGUUCAUCCUCUCAGAACGGCAGCGCUCUGAGGCGGGAUUUCUCUGGCGGAAGUUAUGGCUCUACCAAGCGACAGGCACUGACCUCACCCUCAGAGGGCUCUCUUUCAUCGGGUGGGGGUGUGGAGUGUGCCGGAGAUGCCCCUCUAUCCCAGUUUGACAGAGAGUGGCAGGCAGUUUCGCCCACAGGCAAGACCCCUGAUGUGAAAAGGGCCUUAAGGACCCUGAUUAGUAAGAUAAAGGACUCAGAUUCACCACGUCACUCCACAGCCUCCAACAGCUCCAACCUCAGCAGCCCACCAAGUCCCUCAUCCCCACAUAAGAGCAAGUCCCAGUCCUUGGAGCGCAGCGAGCACCCAGGCUGGGAGACCUGAGGGUGGUCCGAGCAUUGCCCUCCACUCACCCACCCUGCUUGCUGGCCCUGCUGGUGGCCUCUAAAGCUUGAAGACCACCUCCCUUCCCCUCUUUCUUAGGUAAAAAAAAAGAGAGAAGAUAAGUGAUGACCCCAAUGACUCCCAGAAGGAAUUUCCUACACUACAUUUAAGGUGGUCCGUUUGUAGCUCCUGCAGAUUUGCUGCUGAUUGGGCUGUUGGGUUUCUACACUACAGUAUGCACAUUUAAACUACACCCAAGCCUUUUUAAGCCUCGCUUUGGCAUCACUGUUUUUUCCCAACAAAAGACAGCCGUUGAAAAUCUGAACUAGUGCUUCAUGCGUGGAGGACAGGGGAAAAACUUUUUAAAAAUGCAAACAUUGCCCUCUAGUGGGCUUUAUUUUAUUUUAUUUUAUUUUUUUGAGGGACGAAACAUGCAGUGUUUUCCUAUUCAGAGGUUUAAAUGGUUUAGACGUUUUAAUAAUUUUUUCUGCCCAGGGCAAUAAUAUUUUAAACUAAACAUUAUUAAGACAUUCAAUAAUUAAUAUACCUAUACCUCCCUGACAAAAAAAAAACACUACAGUCAAUACACUCUUACACAUUCUUAUUUUCAGCAAGAACAUGGUGAAUUCAGAGAGAGCGGUUGGAAAUAGCUUAUUAAACGCUUUUUAAACAAACAAUGGAGACAAGACGGUGUACAAUAAGAUUGUCCCAGCCUUGGCACUACACUAAACCCAACCUCUGCACUCUGAUGAUCGAGUGAUUGAUCUUUCACAUGCAAAGCUCAGAAUGCUCAGAAUUCAGUAGAAAUGGGCUGAGUUUAAUGAUGUAUAUAGAGUUUAAGUAGAGUAUAAUAUAUUAUGAUAACACAUUAUAUCGUUAACAAAACAAAGAAGAAGAAAGAAGUGCGGCUUGGGGAGGUUUUUUUUUUUUUUUGGCUUUGCAUGUCAAAGCAUUGGACAUUGAUGAUGCAGCCAAGUAUCUGGCUGGAUGAAUGAAUUGUUAGGGCAAUGUUAGAUAUACUGUAUCCAAGCAGAACAGUGCAGGAACAGUGCAGGAACACCCGGCACCAGAAUGCACGUUUAAAUGGAUGCGGACGUGUAUGAUUACACACGGGAACAUGUUACACAAGUAUAAAAACACACACCGUCCCAUAUAAAGGGUCACAUAAGCCUUGCAGUGAAUGUAUAGAAGACUUCUUGCAGCCUUCAUCUUCCUCUGCGUCCUGUACUUUCCUCUCGUGUGCUUCAUUGACCGUUCCUUUACCGGAGCAAUAAUGCUGUUUCCAAAGAAUUGAAUUUUUGUUUUUAAAGUGGUUAUUACAGUUUUUGUCUGUUUUUUGUGUUCCAUUCUGUUUGUGUUUAAGAAGUGUGUUUUUUUUUUAAUGACUCAUACUGAACACAGAAACCAAACGUAGCCUGUGUACAUCCCACAUGUGUACAUGUAUGUAUACAUAUAAUGCAUAACCUUUAUGUUACCACUACUUUUAUUAUGACACUAAAGUCACUGCGGUGUGACACUCAGAAAUCAUAACACGUUUAAGCUUUGGAGAGCAUCUCCACACGGGAGCGUUCAGAAGCUCUCCCUCAAUCUCACUGGUGCAUAUAUAAAUAUAUAUCUGAUGCCUCUACUUCUGCUACUUCCAGUAGCUACAGUAAUGACACAAUGGGGACAGUGAGGGAAAGAUGUAGUUCUGUUACUGAUGUUGUUGGAAAAUAAAUGCAUUGUUAAAAUGGGUUCAGCACAGAAAUACCACUAACGCUGUUGGAGCAACAAUUCUUUUUUAUAAUCUUCAGGGAAUGUCUAGAUUGCAAAGUCUGAUGACUAUCAAGCUUCCCUGGAUACCUCACUCACAUACCUCAAGUUAGUGAGGAAAGCCAUUCACUGUAAUACAAGCGGACUGACUCACUGUCAUCUUCAACAGAUACACACUAUCCUCUCAUUCCAGACACUACAGUGUGAUGUGGCAAUUUUUUUUUUAGGUUUCUUUACAUUUUUUGUUUUUAUUUGUUUUAGGUAUAUAUUUAUGCCUAUAUAUUUUCAGGAGUGCGUUGUCUUCAUCUGAUGGCCUAAGUAGCACAUUGAAUAAUAAUAAUGAUUCCUUUCAUGACACAAACAAACUCCGUUCACACCAGGUCACUUCAUGCAUUGAGUACCAAGCUACAUACAAAUACACACAGUGUAAACACACUCAAAUCUAAUAACAGUCUGAUGACUCAAAUACAAACACGCAAACAACCAAAACUCCUACAUGUACAAUUAAACAUCAGUAAUAACAUUAUUAAUAUAAUAGCAGUGUAAACACCUCCAUGUCUCCAAAAUACAUUUAACCACUAAAACUACUACCAGUAAAACUAAAACACCAAUAACUGCAGUGCAACAAGCAUAUUUAUAUAUUCUCUACCACACAGCAAUCAGAUUUCAGUCUGACUAAUUGGAGAUUCAUUUAUUUACCAAUACUUGUUAUACUACCAAUACUCUGUAUGAUCGAAAUAUUAUCAAUAUACAAUCCAAAUACUAGUCACAUGAAGUGAACAAGUGUAAACGGGGGUCUUAGGGUCCAGUGAUCUAGGCUUUUGGAGCAAUUUUAAAAUUCCUAAAUUUCAAAUUUCAGGAUGUGUUUACGGGAUGAAUAGUGCAUGUUGAAGAGUAAAUAUUUACACUAUUAAUAAAGCACACGUGUGAGUAUGGAGAUCACAAAAGUAUGUAUUUACCUGAAAGUGUCGAGACAUUCGGAUUGAUUGUAAUAUGUGGUCAGUUUAUUGCCGCGGUUCUACGAAAACUCCAGAACAUCUUUUUGUAUUCUAUACUGUUCAGGGGUUGUUUCAUUAAACUCCAAGAUAGGUGAAUUAUCUAGAGGAUAUAAAGAGGACUGAGAGUCUGCUGAGAGAGCUCACGAGUGGAAAAACAAACCAGUACUAAACAGUCCACAAAGGAGUUUUCACACCCGUUUUUCUCACAACAGUAACAAUAAUUUUAUAUACCAUUAUGCAAACAUUCACACUUUCACUGUGGACCAGUCCAAUAAUCUUGGCACAUUGUGAUUCCUGUGUUUCUAAUGAAUGAAUUGCAGUGUGUGGAUUUGUGGUUUGGGACCUUGUGGUGUUACAUUGUUACAUUUAUUCCUACUGAAAUCUGAAUGACCAUACUCCGUAGUGUAAGCUUAAUGCAGAGUGCUUUGCCUUGUGGAACUGGGGCUAUGAUGGGUAGAAUGUUUGUACCACAGUGAGGGUAUGAUAUAUAACAGGAAGCCUGUUUGAGAUGUUACUCAGGUAUGUUAGAUGAUUACCAAUGAUUUAUUUUGUUACAUUGAGGAAUAGCGAGUGAGAGAACACGCUGACAGACUCGGCUCCUCCCGCGUCCUGUGUCUGUCAGUCCGUGUUGUUUUGGACUGUUAAUUAGCUGUGUAUAGGGCAACAUUAGAGGGAGGUGCCUUAGUUGAGCUCAGUGUAAAUGCUGGGAAGUGUAGGUAGGAAUGUGGGUUAGACUUUAGAGCAAAAUUGAGAGAAAAUUGAAAACACAACACACCUGCAUUUCCGUGAGAGUUUACUCUGCCUUGUAUGUUAACUGCUAUUUCAUAUCAUUCAUUAUAUUUCCUAGACUUUAAGGGUUUUUUGUAAGAAUGUGUACAGUUUUGCAUGUCAGGUGUAAUCACUUGUUUCAAAGAUUUCAAGGCUGGAUUUUUCCACUUGUUUUGUUUUAGCUUAUUUUAUUGAUGUGUGGUGUGGAAGUGUGGGAUGUAAAACAGGAGGAUGACCCAUUACUACUUUUUGUUUGUUUUCUUUUUUUGGCACAUGCUUAUUUAAGGUGGAAUGUCAUGGAGAUUAUAUUUAAUUACUCACCAUUCUUUUCACAUUGAGAACUCAAAUUGACUGAUGUAUUUCAAUAAAAUGGGGAGCUGUUACAAAAGUGAAUUUUA
Astyanax mexicanus (Mexican tetra) is the source of this 10756-nucleotide messenger RNA. RefSeq names its product CDC42 binding protein kinase alpha (DMPK-like) a (gene cdc42bpaa). The transcript has 41 exons. Lineage: Eukaryota; Metazoa; Chordata; Actinopteri; Characiformes; Acestrorhamphidae. The record is from RefSeq and is a predicted model, not a curated record. The coding region runs from base 1231 to 6840 and encodes 1869 amino acids. Gene Ontology annotation, cellular component: cytoplasm; cytoskeleton; actomyosin. Gene Ontology annotation, molecular function: ATP binding; protein serine/threonine kinase activity. Gene Ontology annotation, biological process: actomyosin structure organization; peptidyl-threonine phosphorylation.